GCACAAUUGAGCCAGCACGCGAAUCUACAGUUUCCUUUGUAAAAUGACCAGCAUCUCGUUACUCUUCUUUAUUCCACAGCAUGAAUAUAUCACUCACUCUCACUCGAUCAUUCCUCCGUUGUCCUUCCUCCUCGUCUCCGACGACCUUUCAAAAUCCUAAACCCUUCAAUCCCCACCCAUCAAACUCCACACUCUUCUUCAAUCGAUCAUCCUCAUCUUCUUAUUCGCGAAUCGCACUUUCACAUGGCGCUUGUAAAACUAGCAAUCUCACACUGGUUCGACUUGGGGAUUCUGCGAGAGAUGCUCAGUUCUUCGCCGGAGAUGAACAAGAAGAAGAAGAAGAAGAAGAAGAACAAGUGGUGAAGGAGCCGAGUUUCUUCGAUUUCGUCAGUUCGGAGAGAAUGAAGGUGGUGGCGAUGAUUGCCUUGGCUUUGGCACUCUGUAAUGCGGAUCGAGUUGUUAUGUCGGUCGCCAUUGUUCCUCUCUCACUUGCCAACGGCUGGCGUCAAUCUUUCGCCGGCGUUGUCCAGUCAUCCUUUCUCUGGGGUUACAUGAUAUCACCAAUUGCUGGGGGGACACUUGUGGACUAUUAUGGCGGUAAGGUAGUCAUGGCAUGGGGUGUGGCUUUAUGGUCACUGGCCACCUUUCUUACUCCUUGGGCUGCAGAAACUUCUUUAUGGGCAUUACUUGCUAUGCGAGUUUUGCUUGGCGUUGCAGAAGGCGUGGCUCUUCCUUGCAUGAACAAUAUGAUCGCAAGAUGGUUUCCUCAAACAGAACGAUCGAGGGCUGUUGGUCUUGCAAUGGCUGGAUUUCAGCUUGGAAGUGCUGUUGGACUCAUACUUUCUCCAAUCCUUAUGUCACAGGGCGGUGUAUUUGGACCAUUUGUGAUAUUCGGAUUGUUUGGAUUUUUUUGGGUUCUGGUAUGGCUAUCUGCAACAUCAAGCACUCCUGAUCGAAGCCGCCAAAUAUCAAGUUACGAGUUGGAGUACAUACAAAGCAAUAGGCAAAAGUCCUUUGUGAUGGAUAAUAAAUUGAAGACCGCAAAAAUGAUUCCUCCUUUUAGGCGCUUGCUUUCUAAGCUGCCAACAUGGUCCCUAAUUGUUGCAAAUUCCAUGCAUAGCUGGGGAUUCUUUGUUAUUCUUUCAUGGAUGCCUAUAUAUUUUAAAACAAUAUAUCAUGUUGACCUCAGACAAGCAGCUUGGUUUAGUGCUGUUCCAUGGAGUAUGAUGGCAUUGGUAGGCUACUUAGCUGGUGUUUUGUCAGACAUGUUAAUACAAAGUGGCAUGACUGUCACUUUAACUCGCAAAAUCAUGCAGUCAAUUGGUUUUGUUGGUCCUGGGAUUGCUCUCAUUGGUCUAACCAUGGCAAAGCGCCCAUCAAUAGCAUCUGCUUGGCUUACUUUAGCUGUUGGGCUAAAAUCAUUUAGUCAUUGUGGGUUCCUUGUGAAUCUUCAGGAGAUCGCGCCACAGUAUUCUGGUGUUCUACAUGGUUUGUCAAAUACCGCAGGGACAUUUGCUGCUAUUGUGGGAACAGUUGGAGCUGGUUUCUUUGUCGAAUUAGUGGGUUCUUUCCAGGGAUUUUUGUUGUUGACAUCACUGUUGUAUUUUUCGGCUGCUCUAUUCUAUAACUUAUUUUCUACAGGAGAGAGAGUCAAUUUUGAUGAAACUGGUUAGAUCAUCAUCUACAAGUGUGAUAAUUUUCCAUUGCUACUUAUUAUAAAGGGACACAUUUUUUUAUGAAUGAAAUAGUAUGUCGUAAAUCCCAUGUAAGUUAUUGUA
Molecule: messenger RNA, 1778 nt
Organism: Camellia sinensis
Lineage: Eukaryota; Viridiplantae; Streptophyta; Magnoliopsida; Ericales; Theaceae
Product: putative anion transporter 4, chloroplastic
Biological process (GO): transmembrane transport
Cellular component (GO): plastid
Molecular function (GO): phosphate transmembrane transporter activity
Source: RefSeq, a predicted model, not a curated record